Messenger RNA from Aspergillus niger, 573 nucleotides. RefSeq lists its product as hypothetical. Bases 1 to 573 code for a protein of 190 amino acids. The transcript has 3 exons. The record is from RefSeq and is a predicted model, not a curated record. NCBI's taxonomy places the organism in Eukaryota, Fungi, Ascomycota, Eurotiomycetes, Eurotiales, Aspergillaceae.
AUGUUCACUAGGAGCUAUUUUUUUGCUCUUGUCAAGCGCGACAUAGAUUGUAUCUGCAGAGAAGCAUUUACCAUCGACCGUCAGCUGUUCUGUGUAUCAACCCUUGCAGUUCACACCUGGAGUGUUGUGCCUACAGAGUACAGAGGUAUUGUCCCGCGGGUGCCAUUGUUCCCUGCCACGGAGAUUAACACUCCUUCCCGGCGCGAGGCUCUGAUACAUUACAUACACCAUCAAAAUGGCCACUUUCAGUCCUGUCCCGGCCUACGUCUUGGGCACCCUCACCCUCGCCCUGGGCUGCCAUGCGCUGGCUCGUCCCGGCCCCGAGUAUCCACGUUUUGGCUUACCCUUCGAGUCCGCUGCUUCCUCCGCGUCCACCCAUGGCAACAAACGCACUCCUCCCCCCGGCGCGGUUUCUCCCCUCAUGUACAUCAAGGGUAUCCGCGAGACAAGCUAUGGUCUGACGCUGCUUGCUUUGCAGUACUACGGUCAGGAAACCGCUGUCACUAUCUUCGCUGCCGUCUGUGCGCUGGUUGGACUUGCGGAUGGGUUUGUUGUCUGGGCGAAUGGGGGUGA